UCUAAAAUUAGAGCGAUGAGGAAGAAGAGAAGGGGACGGCCCCUUAUAGAGCUUGAGACUCUGAGUUUGCGACCAGGGUUAGCAAACUGGCAUUUUCUCUCUCCCGUCUCGGAAUAUCGGAUUACUUUAGCAUCGUCGCGACGGUGCGCGCCAUCCAGCUUAUUUAAUUUCGACUCUUCUUCUCGUUUCUUUUUCAUUCCCCGCAAGCACUUUGAACAUCCGGCAACAUGUCUGACGACGAGGACCAAUAUUCCGGCGAGGAGGAAGUCGAGGAUGUGUAAGGGUAGGGCGUCCCAAAAGGAAUCUGGCGAGAGUAUCGAGUUUAUGAAGAAACAAGAACAAAAAAGGAGUGAACUCGACGAACAACUGAAAGAAUAUAUAGCGGAAUGGCGAAAGCAGAGAUCCAAGGAGGAGGACGAGUUGAAGAGAUUAAAGGAGAAACAAGCAAAGCGCAAGGUCACCCGCGCGGAAGAGGAGAAGAGAUUGGCUCAAAAGAAGAAGGAAGAAGAGGAACGUCGUCAACGUGAAAUCGAGGAGAAGAAACAACGUGACAUUGAAGAGAAGAGAAGGCGCCUGGAGGAAUCGGAAAAGAAGCGUCAGGCUAUGAUGCAAGCGGUGAAAGAACAGAGUAAAAAGGGUCCCAACUUUACUAUCACUAAAAAAGAUCUUUCGGGUAAUCUUACAUCGGCGCAAAUUGAACGCAACAAGACGAAGGAGCAGCUCGAGGAGGAAAAGAAAAUUUCCCUCAGCAUUCGCAUCAAACCCUUGGAGAUCGAGGGCAUGUCGAUCGACAAGCUCCGUACUAAGGCGACCGAAUUGUGGGAGAGCAUAGUAAAACUUGAAACUGAGAAGUACGAUCUAGAAGAGAGACAAAAACGUCAGGAAUAUGACCUUAAAGAGCUGAAGGAACGUCAAAAGCAACAACUGAGGCACAAAGCUCUGAAGAAGGGUCUCGACCCUGAAGCUUUAACUGGCAAAUAUCCCCCGAAAAUCCAAGUCGCUUCGAAGUACGAACGUCGCGUCGAUACCCGAUCCUACGACGACAAGAAGAAACUCUUUGAGGGCGGCCUGACCGAACAGCAAAAGGAGAUUUUAGAGAAACAGUGGGCCGAACAGAAGGAACAGUUUAUGGGUCGCCAGAAGACGAAGUUGCCGAAGUGGUUUGGCGAACGACCGGGCAAGAAGGCUGGCGAUCCCGAAACACCCGAGGGCGAAGAAGACGUGAAGGCUACGGUUGACGACGACCUCGAGGAGCCGCAAUUCGAUGAGGAAGAGGAGGAAGAGGCUGGCGAGAAAGAGGAAGGCGAAGAGGAGGAGGAGGAGGAAGAGGAAGAGGAGGAGGAAGAAGAGGAAGAGGAGGAAGAGGAGGAGGAAGAGGAGGAGGAAGAGGAGUAAAACUUUUGAUCGCUUCGGCGUCUAUACAGAUAUCAAAAAAAAAAAAAGAAAAAGAGGGAAAGAAAUAUACUUCAAAUUCGGUACACGAUCAUUCCACAAUCUCGUUUAACGUCUUUCGAAUCGUCAAACGUAAUUGGUGGAGCGCAGUGGAGUCGCGACGUUUUCUACACAUCCACUUCUGGCAAUACUUCUCGGAAACUCCCGAGUCGCCGGCUUACGUUACUUACGAUUUCUCUUUAGAAUUCGAAUAAUCAAACGAAGCUCGAGCAAUGAGAUGAGAAUAACGAAUGCUACUUUCGUAGCAGAUCGUACCACUAUCACCAGCGCUAGCUGUUUCUAAUCGUUGCGGCUGGUGCUUUUACGAUUAUACAUCAUUAUUAUAUACUAUUACUCCUACUGUAAUUACUACUGUUACUCCUACUUCUAUUAUUACGAUUAUUAUUAUGAUACUGUACAAAACACGAGUACGCAAAUUAUUAAAAUAAAACGGUUUUAUCGUUUACAAAAUC
This is a messenger RNA of Odontomachus brunneus, 1904 nucleotides long. RefSeq names its product troponin T, skeletal muscle-like. Gene Ontology annotation, biological process: sarcomere organization; muscle contraction; regulation of muscle contraction. Lineage: Eukaryota; Metazoa; Arthropoda; Insecta; Hymenoptera; Formicidae. The transcript is spliced from 14 exons. The record is from RefSeq and is a predicted model, not a curated record. Gene Ontology annotation, molecular function: tropomyosin binding. Bases 16 to 1395 code for a protein of 459 amino acids. Gene Ontology annotation, cellular component: troponin complex.